UCUCAGCCGUCCAUCGUCUCUUCCCAUCGUCCACUAAAAACUCCCACCCUCGACGACGACUCCCCAAAAACACGGCCUUUGAUCGCCGCGAACUCUUGAAGAUCAACAGGGGAUUUCUAAACCCUAGUUUUCGAUUUGAUCGCCGGCGAGCUCCACGGCGCUUUCCCUUUCGAUUUCCGAUCAAGAACCCUAGCGAGAGUCCUAGAUCCCGGCGCCCAGAUCGGGAGCGCUGGGGGCGAAUCAGUCCCGCUCCGAGGCGCCCCCGGCCUUUGGGCACCUCUUUACCCUCUUCCAGAACCGUAAUGAUCGCCGGCGACCGCAGCUUCUAGCGUCUCUCGCUCCUCCUCCUCCCAUGGACUUCGUCUCCCGCCACGCUGCCGAUCCCCGCCCUUCUCCUCCUGAACCCUCUCCCAACCCCUCAUCGUCUUCCAAUUCUGCCUCCACUGCUCCACCUGAGGAGCCUGAGUACCUCGCGCGGUAUCUUGUCGUCAAGCACUCGUGGCGAGGGCGGUACAAGCGGAUUCUUUGCAUCUCUAGUGCGGCGAUCAUCACUUUGGAUCCGAACACCUUGGCGGUCACGAAUUCCUAUGAUGUUGCCGAUGGGUUUGAGGAGGCUGCGCCGGUGCUGGGGCGCGGGGAUGACCCUGGGUCGCAGGAGUUCACGCUUAGCUUGAGGACGGAUGCGCGCGGAAAGUUUAAGCAUAUUAGGUUUUCCUCCAGGUUUCGGGUGAGCAUCUUAACGGAGUUGCACCGGUUGCGGGGCGGAAAGUUGGGACCGGUUGCGGAGUUCCCGGUGCUUCAUCUCCGUAGGAGGACUGCAGAGUGGGUUCCCUAUAGGUUGAAGGUUACAUCUGUUGGUGUUGAGCUUCUUGAAGCAAAUUCUGGAGAGCCAAGGUGGUGUUUGGAUUUCAGGGACAUGAAUUCACCUGCAGUCAUACUUUUGGCAGACAAUUUCGGUAAAAGAAGCAGUGAAUCUGGGGGUUUUGUUCUUUGCCCCCUAUAUGGAAGAAAAUCCAAAGCUUUUUUAGCUGCCUCUGGAGCUUCUAACACAACAAUUAUAUCGUAUUUGACCAAAACUGCAAAGUCUACAGUGGGAUUACUUUUAUCUGUCGACAGCUCUCAAUCAAUGACAGCAGCUGAUUUUCUAAAGAAAAGGGCCAAGGAGGCAGUUGGAGCCGAAGAAACCCCCUAUGGCGAAUGGUCGGUUACUAGAUUACGUUCUGCUGCUCAUGGAACCGCAUACAUUGAAAGCUUAAGUUUGGGGAUUGGACCUAAGGGUGGACUGGGAGAUCAAGGUGAUUCUGUUUCCCGUCAACUCAUUCUCACAAAGGUUUCACUUGUUGAACGGAGACCGGAAAACUAUGAGGCUGUUAUUGUCCGCCCAUUGUCAGUAGUAAGUUCUCUUGUCAGGUUUGCAGAAGAACCACAGAUGUUUGCCAUUGAAUUCAAUGAUGGUUGCCCUAUUCAUGUGUAUGCGAGCACAUCUCGUGAUAGCCUGCUUGCAGCAGUUCGUGAUGUUUUGCAAACAGAGGGCCAGUGUCCUGUUCCUGUGUUACCUAGGCUGACUAUGCCUGGUCACCGCAUAGACCCUCCCUGUGGAAGAGCCUUGCUACUGAUACAGCAAUCUCCUCCUGGUCAACAGCAUCCUGUCUCUGAUAUUGAAAGUUCAUCCAUGCAUUUGAAACACUUGGCUGCUGCUGCAAAAGAUGCUGUAGCUGAAGGUGCCUCAGUCCCUGGUCCAAGAGCAAAGUUGUGGCGUAGAAUUAGGGAGUUCAAUGCUUGUGUACCUUAUGGUGGAGUGCCUCCUAACGUUGAUGUGCCAGAGGUUGUGCUUAUGGCCGUGAUCUCAAUGCUUCCUGUAACGCCUAAUCUGCCGCCUGAGGCUCCACCACCUCCUGCACCAUCACCUAAGGCAGCUGCAACACUGAUGGGCUUCACUGCAUGUCUACGUAGGUUGCUGGUGUCAAGAAAUGCAGCUUCACAUGUGAUGGCUUUUCCUGCUGCUGUUGGUAGAGUAAUGGGGCUUCUCAGAAAUGGGUCUGAUGGUGUGGCAUCAGAGGUAGCUGGAUUUAUAGCUAUGCUUAUUGGUGGUGGUCCUGGUGAUACUGGUGCGCUGAUGAAUUUAAGAGGAGAGCAACAUGCUACUUACAUGCAUACGAAGUCUGUGCUAUUUGGUCACCCAAAUUAUGUUACCGUCCUUGUCAAUAGAUUGAGGCCUUCAUCGGUAUCACCAUUGUUAUCAAUGUCAGUUGUUGAAGUUCUUGAAGCUAUGCUUUGUGAAUCCCAUGGUGAAACUACUCAGCAUACUACUUUUGUCGAGUUGCUUCGCCAAGUGGCCGGCUUACGGCGCCGGCUAUUUGCAUUGUUUGGGCAUCCUGCUGAAAGUGUAAGAGAGACAGUAGCUGUCAUCAUGCGAACCAUUGCUGAGGAGGACGCAAUUGCAGCUGAGUCCAUGAGAGAUGCUGCUUUGAGAGAUGGCGCCCUAUUGAGGCACCUGUUGCAUGCCUUUUUUCUUCCUGCUGGUGAGCGGCGUGAUGUUAGUCGGCAGCUUGUAGCUCUCUGGGCAGAUUCUUAUCAACCUGCUCUUGAUUUGUUGUCAAGAGUUCUACCUCCUGGUCUCGUUGCUUAUUUGCAUACAAGAUCUGAUGCUACACAGGAAGAUUCACAAAACCAAUUUAAUGAAGACGCACCUUCAACCAGGAGAAGGCGUCGCAUUCUCCAGCAGAGGAAGGGCCGCUUAUGUAAGGGCAUAACAUCUCAAGAGCAAGUGAUUCCUCAAAUUAACAAUGUUGAGAAUGGGGAUUUGGCAAGACAAAUUGGCCAUGGUGCUUCUGUAGGAAAUGAAAACCAGCAGAGAUCCUCCCAAGACUCAAAUUUUGGACAAUAUGCUGUCUCUCCGUCUGUUCCAAGUGCAAACCCAAUGAAUGAAUCAUGUUCUGCAGCAGGUGUGCAUAGUUCAUCUUCAGCUACAAAUCCUUCGGUAAACUUUGCUCAAACCAAUAUCACGCCUCUAUCAGAUUCGAAUGCUUCUGAUCCAGUUGAUUCUGACAACUUAACUGGACCUCUGAAUCCUGACCUCCCUACACCAGCACAGAUUGUUGUGGAGAACACUCCUGUGGGCUCAGGUCGGUUACUGUGCAACUGGUACGAAUUUUGGAAAGCAUUUGGUCUAGAUCAUAAUCGAGCAGACUUAAUAUGGAAUGAACGCACUAGGCAAGAACUUAGAGAGGCUUUGCAAGCAGAAGUUCAUAAAUUAGAUGUUGAGAAAGAAAGAUCAGAAGAUAUAGUCCCUCGUGGGUCAAUGGUUGGGGUGAAGCCAGGGCAAGAAAAUGCACCACAGAUAUCUUGGAACUAUGUAGAAUUUUCAGUUAGCUACCCUAGUCUUUCAAAAGAAGUCUGUGUGGGCCAAUAUUAUCUUCGUUUGUUGCUUGAGAGUAGUAGUAAUUUUCGGGCACAGGAUUUUCCACUGCGUGAUCCACCAGCAUUCUUCAGAGCAUUAUAUCAUCGUUUCUUAUGUGAUGCAGACACUGGGCUUACUGUUGAUGGUGCUAUUCCUGAUGAAUUGGGUUCAUCUGAUGACUGGUGUGAUAUGGGAAGAUUAGAUGGUUUUGGGGGAGGUGGAGGUUCUUCAGUCAGAGAACUUUGUGCUAGAGCAAUGGCAAUCGUGUAUGAGCAGCACUAUAAAGUUAUUGGGCCUUUUGAUGGUACAGCUCACAUUACAGUUUUAUUGGACAGGACAGAUGAUCGGGCUUUGAGACACCGGUUGCUUCUCCUACUAAAGGCCUUAAUGAAAGUCAUUUCAAAUGUGGAAGCUUGUGUUUUAGUUGGAGGGUGUGUUUUGGCUGUUGAUCUUCUGACUGUCGCUCAUGAAGCUUCCGAACGAACUUCUAUUCCUUUGCAAUCUAAUUUGAUUGCUGCUACUGCAUUCAUGGAACCACUGAAAGAAUGGAUGUUCAUUGACAAUGAUGGCACACAAGUUGGGCCACUUGAGAAGGAUGCAAUAAGAAGAUUUUGGUCAAAGAAGGCCAUCGAUUGGACUACCAGGUGCUGGGCUUCUGGUAUGUCUGACUGGAAACGAUUGCGUGAUAUCCGUGAACUACGAUGGGCACUCGCAAUUCGUGUUCCUGUUCUCACCCCGGUUCAGGUUGGAGAGAAUGCGCUUUCCUUAUUACACAGCAUGGUCGCUGCACAUUCUGAUCUUGAUGAUGCUGGUGAGAUUGUUACCCCAACACCAAGAGUAAAACGAAUUUUAUCCAGUACUCGGUGUCUUCCGCAUGUUGCUCAGGCCAUAUUGACUGGAGAGCCGGGCAUUGUUGAAAAUGCUGCUUCAUUGCUGAAAGCUAUUGUAACUCGAAAUCCUAAAGCAAUGAUUCGACUAUAUAGUACAGGAGCAUUUUACUUUGCACUGGCAUAUCCUGGUUCGAAUCUUCUUUCAAUUGCACAUCUCUUCUCUGUGACACACGUCCAUCAAGCAUUUCAUGGUGGUGAAGAAGCUGCUGUUUCUUCGUCCUUGCCUUUGGCAAAACGUAGUGUACUUGGUGGACUUCUCCCAGAAUCUUUGUUAUAUGUGCUGGAGAGAAGUGGGCCUACUGCAUUUGCUGCCGCCAUGGUUUCUGACUCUGAUACUCCAGAGAUCAUCUGGACACAUAAGAUGCGAGCAGAACAUCUGAUUCGCCAGGUUCUGCAGCAUCUUGGUGAUUUUCCACAGAAGUUAUCUCAACACUGCCAUUCCCUAUAUGAUUAUGCACCUAUGCCUCCUGUAACAUAUCCUGAGUUAAAAGAUGAAAUGUGGUGUCAUCGCUACUACCUCCGAAACUUAUGUGAUGAGAUAAGGUUUUCAAAUUGGCCCAUUGUUGAACAUGUAGAAUUCUUGCAGUCUUUGUUGGCAAUGUGGCGUGAAGAGUUGACUCGUCGUCCAAUGGAUCUUUCUGAAGAAGAAGCUUGCAAGAUACUUGAGAUAUCUCUGGAUGACAUUGUGACCGGUGAAAAUGCUGGCAACGGGCAAACCUUACAGUCUGAUGGUGAUAAUCAUAGUGCAAACAAAAAGGUUCUGAGCAUCGAUGAAGAAAAACUGAAGCGCCAGUACCGGAAGUUGGCCAUUAAAUAUCACCCUGACAAGAAUCCUGAAGGGAGAGAGAAGUUUGUUGCUGUACAGAAGGCUUAUGAAAGAUUGCAGGCAACUAUGCAAGGAUUACAAGGCCCGCAAGUUUGGAGGUUGUUGCUUUUAUUGAAAUCACAAUGUAUUUUGUAUAGGCGAUACGGUGAUGUCUUGGAACCUUUCAAAUAUGCUGGAUAUCCAAUGUUGCUUAAUGCAGUCACAGUGGAUAAGGAUGACAACAAUUUUCUGUCAUCUGACAGAGUAGCUCUUCUCAUUGCUGCAUCAGAGCUAAUUUGGCUAACGUGUGCAUCAUCUUCAUUAAAUGGUGAAGAGCUCAUAAGAGAUGAUGGAAUACCACUCUUGGCGACACUUCUCUCCCGCUGUAUGUGUGUAGUUCAGCCUACAACCCCGGCAAAUGAGCCAUCUGCGGUCAUUGUUACCAAUGUCAUGCGGACAUUUUCAGUCUUAAGUCAAUUUGACACUGCAAGAACUGAGAUUCUCAAAUUCGGGGGUCUUAUAGAUGACAUCGUCCACUGUACGGAACUGGAGCUUGCCCCUUCAGCUGUUGAUGCUGCUCUUCAGACUGCAGCUCAUGUUUGUGUUUCAGCUGAAUUACAGGAUGCUUUACUGCGAGCUGGAUUGUUAUGGUACCUGUUGCCUUUAUUGCUUCAAUAUGAUUCUACUGCAGAGGAGAAUGAUGUGAAUGAAGCACAUGGUGUUGGUGCUAGGGUGCAGAUUGCAAAAAAUCUGCAUGCUGUCCGAGCAACACAGGCUCUUUCAAGGCUCUAUGGGUUUUCUGGUGAUGGAAUUUCAACACCUCAAAACCAUGAAGCUGUGAAUGCACUCAAAGCAUUGCUUACUCCUAAGCUUGCUAAGAUGCUCAAUGAUCAAGUGCCAAAGGAUCUCUUAUCAAAUCUGAACUCAAAUUUGGAAUCUCCAGAGAUCAUCUGGAAUUCAUCAACCCGAGCAGAACUACUAAAAUUUGUAGAUAAACAGCGGGUCAGCCAAGGCCCUGAUGGGUCAUAUGAUCUUACAGAAUCACAUUCAUUCAUGUAUGAAGCAUUAUCUAAAGAACUCCAUGUCGGUAAUGUGUACUUGAGAGUUUACAAUAACCAACCUGAUUUUGAGAUAAGUGAACCGGAGGCAUUUUGUGUUGCACUCCUCAAGUUCAUAUCUGAUCUAGUGCAUCAUUUGAGCUCUUCUGGCCCUGAAUUCAAGAAGAAAAUCAAACAGCAUGAGAUUCCGGAUGAUUCAUCUGAAUUCCAAAAUGGUACUGCUAAUGGAAUGAGUUCCAAGGAAAAUGAUGAUGAUUAUUUGGACUCUAAUGGAGAGGAAAUAACAAAGGAGGAUUUUGAGAUGCUUAAUAACCUUCAAGUUAGCUUGACUUCUCUUCAGAAUCUACUGACCAGUAACCCUGGCCUGGCCUCAGUUUUUUCUACCAAGGAACAGCUUGUGCCUCUUUUUGAGUGCUUGACUGUAGCUGCUCUUAAUGACAAUAAUAUUCCUAAAACAUGUCUAAUUGUGCUCUCCCUUCUGACAGUAUACGCUCCUUGCUUAGAAGCUAUGGUUGCAGAAAGGGCCAACCUAAUUCUUCUAUUGCAAAUGCUUCACAGCAAUCCUAUAUGCAGAGAAGGAGCUCUUGCUGUUCUAUAUUCCUUGGCAGGAACACCUGAGCUUGCAUGGGCUGCUGCUAAGCAUGGUGGUGUUGUGUACAUUCUUGAACUUAUUCUACCACUGCAAGAAGAAAUCCCUUUGCAACAAAGAGCAGCAGCUGCCUCAUUAUUAGGAAAGCUUGUGUCACAACCAAUGCACGGACCCAGAGUAGCAAUUACGCUUGCAAGGUUUUUACCAGAUGGCUUGGUCUCUGCUAUCAGAGAUGGGCCAGGUGAAGCUGUUGUCACGUCACUUGAACAGACAACUGAAACACCAGAGCUUGUAUGGACCCCAGCCAUGGCAGCUUCUCUCUCUGCACAGUUAUCUACCAUGGCAUCAGACCUCUAUCAGGAGCAGAUGAAAAGCCGUGUUGUUGAUUGGGAUAUACCGGAGCAGGCAUCUGGGCAACAUGUGAUGCGAGAUGAACCACAGGUUGGGGGAAUUUAUGUCAGGUUAUUCUUGAAGGACCCCAAGUUCCCUCUAAGAAAUCCAAAGAGAUUCUUGGAAGGACUGUUGGAUCAGUAUGUUUCAUCCAUUGCUGCAACUCAUUAUGAUACACACACGGCUGAUUCCGAGCUUCCUUUGCUACUGUCUGCUGCACUUGUGUCCUUGUUGCGGGUACAUCCUGCACUCGCAGAUCAUGUGGGAUAUCUUGGAUAUGUUCCGAAGCUUGUUGCUGCCAUGGCCUAUGAAGGACGGAGGGAAACAAUGGCAGCUGGAGAGUCGAAAUCUGGGAGCCAUGCCCGUUCUGAUGAAUAUGAUGAAUCUGAGAACACAAAAGCGGAGGCCAGUGGACAGACCUUCCAGGAACGUGUGCGCCUGAGUUGCUUGCGAGUUUUGCACCAACUUGCAUCUAGUACAACUUGUGCUGAAGCCAUGGCAGCGACAAGUGCAGGGACUCCUCAGGUGGUACCUUUGCUCAUGAAAGCAAUCGGAUGGCAAGGUGGUAGUAUUCUAGCAUUGGAGACAUUGAAACGUGUUGUAGUUGCUGGGAAUCGAGCUAGAGAUGCACUUGUUGCCCAGGGAUUGAAGGUUGGGCUUGUUGAAGUCCUCCUUGGCCUACUUGAUUGGCGUGCUGGAGGAAGGCAUGGGCUAUGCGCACAAAUGAAGUGGAACGAAUCUGAAGCUUCCAUAGGCCGAGUUCUUGCUGUAGAGGUCUUGCAUGCAUUUGCAACGGACGGUGCUCAUUGUGCUAAAGUUCGUGACAUUUUGAAUUCUUCUGAUGUAUGGAGUGCCUAUAAAGAUCAGAAGCAUGACCUUUUCCUCCCUUCAAACGCCCAGUCUGCUGCUGCUGGAGUGGCAGGUCUCAUUGAAAGCUCAUCGUCAAGGCUGACUUAUGCUCUUACCGCCCCGCAACCACAGCCAGCUCUCGUGAGACUCCCGUCUUCAUCUUCUCCUUCUUCUGCUACUACUGCAGCCAAAUCUGAGUGGAGGCCCUUAUAGAGAGAGAGAGAGUGUGUGUGAGAGAUUGAUUGUUUUCUUUACGGAUUUUGGAUCAACAUCACAGUAUAUAUUGUACAGUUUCCCAGUUAUAGAGGAAAAAAAAAUUGCAUAUCAUCAUCA
Molecule: messenger RNA, 8314 nt
Organism: Dioscorea cayenensis subsp. rotundata (Guinea yam)
Lineage: Eukaryota; Viridiplantae; Streptophyta; Magnoliopsida; Dioscoreales; Dioscoreaceae
Product: dnaJ homolog subfamily C GRV2
Exons: 22
Coding region: 353-8194 (2613 amino acids)
Biological process (GO): endosome organization; receptor-mediated endocytosis; regulation of early endosome to late endosome transport
Cellular component (GO): endosome membrane
Source: RefSeq, a predicted model, not a curated record